Molecule: messenger RNA, 1649 nt
Organism: Raphanus sativus (radish)
Lineage: Eukaryota; Viridiplantae; Streptophyta; Magnoliopsida; Brassicales; Brassicaceae
Exons: 9
Coding region: 16-783 (255 amino acids)
Molecular function (GO): hydrolase activity
Source: RefSeq, a predicted model, not a curated record
UGUAGUGAAACAACAAUGAGCCAUUCUCAUCAAAACAUUGGUUCCGGUAGUAGAAAUUCAAGGGGAUAUGAGUUUGGAAGGACUUAUGUUGUGAGGCCUAAAGGAAAGCACCAAGCUACUAUUGUUUGGUUGCAUGGUCUUGGAGACAAUGGCUCAAGCUCGUCUCAGCUCUUGGAGAGCCUGCCUCUUCCAAACAUAAAAUGGAUUUGCCCAACUGCUCCCUCGCGUCCUGUUUCGCUUCUAGGUGGAUUCCCUUGCACUGCCUGGUUCGACGUGGGUGAAAUUUCUGAGGAUCUUCAUGAUGAUAUCGAAGGAUUAGAUGCUUCAGCUGCUCAUAUUGCUAACCUCUUAUCAACCGAGCCAACAUAUGUCAAAGUUGGGAUAGGAGGUUUCAGUAUGGGAGCAGCAAUAGCUCUAUACUCAACUACGUGCUACGCUCUUGGACGUUAUGGAACAGGACAUCCUUAUACUAUAAACCUACGAGCUACUGUUGGUCUCAGUGGUUGGCUUCCUGGUUGGAGGAGCUUACGUAGCAAAAUAGAAAGUUCUAAUGAAGCUGCAAGGCGUGCUGCAUCGAUACCGGUUAUACUUGCACAUGGAACUUCGGAUGAUGUAGUUCCUUACAGGUUUGGAGAAAAAUCUGCGCAUUCACUUGCAAUGUCUGGAUUCAUACAAGUUGUGUUCAAGCCAUAUGAAGGGCUUGGUCACUACACGGUUCCUAAAGAAAUGGAAGAGGUCGUUCACUGGCUCACCUCAAGGCUUGGUCUUGAUGGUUCACGCUGAACUCCAAAAAAAAUCAAUUAGCUAUUUAUACAAUGUGUAGAAUAUAUUAUAUAUAUAAUAUGGGUGGGUUUCUUGGGGUAUACGGUAUUCAUUUUUUGACUGUUUUGUGAUUUAUUUUUGAUUUUCUGCUCUUUGAUUCUUGGUUAUGAAUAAUGAAAUAAAGGCUCUUCAAUACAUCAAGGUCUUGAUCAUACCAGAUCCAAAGAUUUUGAGCUUCUGGAGACAUUAUUGCCGUGCAUCAAAAGGCAUUCUUAUGAAGAGAAACAAAAGCAAAUAAUAACUUUAUUCACCAGUCAGCAUAACUCAAGCUUCUCCUCCAGUUCACCUUCCUAUAAAUGUACAAGCGAACUUGAGAUCACAAGGUACCACAAUGAAAAGAACGAUAAGACAAAAAUGAUUUCACAGCGUUUUUCAACUCUUGAUCUUCAAGAAUGUUUCUAGCAUCGAUUGAUGGCUUCAAUAUCCAUAUAUAAUUACAAAAUACAUUGAAAAACUUACGAAAUAGUUGCAGAAAUCUUACGGCUAGUGAGCUAAACCCACACUGAGGAGAUUCAGGGACUCCUUUCAUGUAAUUUCAUAACAGAGUUCUCUUUCACAUGAUAUACAAUCCAAAUCUGUGAAAAGAACGACGACCGUGGUAUGGAAUUGAUAACUUUUUAUUAUAAGAAAAAUACAAAUUGGACGACACAAAAGGUGUGACAGGAUCAAAUUCUAAACUUAUUGGCUGGAAAUUAGAAGUCUCCAGAAUCACCGUCACAACGAAAGAAACGAAACUGAACCAAAAACUCAAAGACACAACAGAAAACUCAAAAAACCAAACAUGUGACAUUAUAGAAACAAAAGAAAGACACAAUCAUAGUUCUCUU